Messenger RNA from Physeter macrocephalus (sperm whale), 573 nucleotides. It is a transcript of the gene CRB3, whose product is annotated as crumbs cell polarity complex component 3. Lineage: Eukaryota; Metazoa; Chordata; Mammalia; Artiodactyla; Physeteridae. The record is from RefSeq and is a predicted model, not a curated record. The coding region runs from base 202 to 573 and encodes 123 amino acids. The transcript is spliced from 5 exons.
UGGAAGAGUCCGACCGAGCCACUGACCGACGGAUCGAGGGUUCGAGAGAGGGACAGGGAUCGGGACCCUGAGCGGGGUCGAAGACGCCCGGGCCAGCCCCCAGGUGCGGGGUCGAAGGUACCCGUCUCCCGCCCGAGAUGCGGUAGGAGCGGCGCGCGCGACAAGCCCCGUCCCCGGUGCCACCAGCCCGUCACCCGGCCCAUGGCGAGCCCCGGCCUGGGGCUGCUCUUGGCGCUCGGCCUGUCGCUGCUGCUGACCCGCUGGGGCCGGGUCUGGGGGCAAACACCGGACCCCACUGUAAGUGGGAACAGCACCAUUACACCCUCUGGCCCCAGCCCUGGCUCCAAUGGGGCCCUGUCGCAGGAGGCCACCAUUGCCAUCAUCGUGGUCUUCUCCCUCCUGGCCGCCCUGCUCCUGGCCGUGGGCCUGGUACUUGUGGUGCAGAAGCUUCGGGAGAAGCGGCAGACGGAGGGCACCUACCGGCCCAGCAGCGAGGAGCAGUUCUCCCAUGCAGCCGAGGCCCAGGCUCCCCAGGACUCCAAGGAGACGGUGCGGGGCUGCCUGCCCAUCUAG